This is a messenger RNA of Rana temporaria (common frog), 2451 nucleotides long. RefSeq names its product gastrula zinc finger protein XlCGF57.1-like. The record is from RefSeq and is a predicted model, not a curated record. The coding region runs from base 109 to 1554 and encodes 481 amino acids. NCBI's taxonomy places the organism in Eukaryota, Metazoa, Chordata, Amphibia, Anura, Ranidae. The transcript has 3 exons.
ACACAGGAAGGUCACACCAUCCCCCACAAUCAUCAGAGUGGAAACCUUGAGAAUUACAAUGCUCUUGUUAAAGAAGAGUGUAAAGAGGAGGAUGAGGAGUAUGGUGUAAUGGAUUAUUUACAAGGACACAAAGGACUCUACAAGGACGUCGUAUUGGACAAUCAGCUGCCCCUCACCUCACCGGAUGAAUGUGAUGUUGUGAUUUCCUCAGAGGGGUCUCAGGAUUCCUCUGAUUAUGAUGGAGAAGAAUAUGGAUCCAAAACAGAAUCUCAGGGAGUAGAGACUUAUUCAUGCCCGGAGUGCGGUCGAGGAUUUGAAGUGAAACGUAAUCUGCGAAGACACAUGAAAGUUCACACCGGUGAGUUUUUUCCCUGUAAAGAGUGCGGGAAAUGUUUUUCACGGAGGGAUAGACUCAAGGAACACAUGAGGACCCACACCGGGGAAAAGCUGGAUACUUGUACAAAGUGCGGAAAAUCUUUUUUAGGAAAGUAUAGACUCAUCAGACACAUGAAGACCCACACAGAUGAUAACUUGCCUCCCUGUCCAGACUGCGGCGAGAGCUCCAAUCAGAAUGGUGGUCUUUGCAUCCAUCAGAAAAUUCAAAUGUUGAAAAGUUCCCAUUCAUGUUCGGAGUGCGGGAUUUCUUUUGAUACUCUAUCUGAGUUUACCUUACACCAGAGAGGCCACGCCGGUAAGGAGAUCUUUCCCUGCUCGGAGUGCGGGAAAGUGUGUGCAAGUAAAUCCCGUCUUCUUAUCCACCAGAGAAGUCACACCGGUGAGAAGCCCUUUUCAUGUCCCCAAUGCCAGAAAGGAUUCGUAGUGAAGUCAGAACUUAUCAUCCACCAGAGAAAUCACACCGGUGAGCUGCCGUUUACUUGUCGAGAGUGCGGGAAAGGUUUCACACGGCACGGGAACCUCGGUAAUCACAUGAAAGUCCACAUUCAGGAGAAGCCGUACUCCUGCCCGGAGUGCGAUAGAUCCUUCAGCCGGAAAAGUGAAUUUGUUAUGCACCUGAACGAUCACACGGGGGAUCACCCUUUUUCAUGCUCAGUGUGCGGGAAAGGUUUCUCUCAUACAGGAAAACUUCACAUGCACGAGAGAACUCACAAGGGCUUCACACAACAAUGGAAUUUAACUAAUGACUCGGAGGCCCAAACUCAGGAGAAGUUCUCCUGUCCAGAGUGUAAGAAAUCCUUCAUCGGGAGAAAUGAAUUUGUUUUGCACCUGAGCUCUCACACGGGGGGUUUUCCUUUUUCAUGCUCAGUGUGCGGGAAAGGUUUCUCUCAUAGAGGAAAAUUUCACGUACACGAGAGAAUGCACAAGGGUUUCACACAACAAGGAAACUCAACUAAUGACGUGAAAGUCCACGUUCGAGAGAAGCCUUUCUCCUGUCCGGAGUGUGAGAAAUCCUUCACCCGGAGAAAUGAUCUUAUUAUGCACCUGAGCGAUCACACGGGGGAUUAUCCUUUUUCAUGUUCAGUGUGCGGGAAAGGUUUCGCUCAUAAAGGAAAACUUAACGUUCACGAGAGAACUCACAAGAGUAAACAACCUUAACCCUGUUCAGAGUGCGGAGAAACCUACCUGGAAAAUGUACAUUUAAUUAACAACACAACGGGCGGGAGGAGGUAGGGGGGUAGUCAUGGGGUGGGGCGACAUGGCCAAGGUCUGAUAUCUAGCAUAAAGAUCGUGUUCCCCCAGCACCACCAAUCCCAAGACCCUUUCCUCAUCCGAUUACUAAACUAUGGAGAUCGGAGAUCCUAGCAUAGAACCUGCCCAAGUCUCGUUUUCAAAAUGCCAAGAUCUCGCUCUCCCCAGGUAGAGUAGAUCCUUCACAGAGUUUCAGAAGAUUCUCCGAGAUAAUGGCAUGAAAUAAAGCUUCAUAUAUACCAGCCGACUCCAUAUUCUGGAGGGAGAGACAGCCACAAUUUUGGAGCCCCUGCACCACCGAUCCCAAGACCCUUUCUCAUCCGAUUACUACAUUUUGGAGAUCGGAGAUCCUAGCCUAGAACCUGCCCUAGAACCUUGUUUUCAAAAUGCCAAGAUCUCGCUCUUGCCCAAUUAUGCUCCAGAGAUAGAGAAGCUACAGUAUAUCCUUUAGGGAGAUUAAGAUGAAUCUCCGGGAUAAAGACAUCAAAAAUAGCCUCAUAUUUCCCAGCCGACUCCAUAUCCUGGAGGAAGAGACAACCAGAUUCUUUGAUGCCCCGGCUGCCGCAUCCACCAGGUUGGACACGUUUUCACCAUGAAAACGUACAUGCCGACCAGCUUCUGAAGCCAGCCUCGUCUUUCUGUCAACAACAAGUUACCUUCAACCUCCAAAGUAAAUGGCAACUUGGCCUACCAGAUAUAAUUGCUACAAAAAUUAUGCCUCAACCAGUUUUCACGUCGAGAAAACUACCAUGACAGCUUUUGGCCGGGAAAACCGACCGUGUGAAUGCUCCAUCACAGUUUUCC